Messenger RNA from Oryza brachyantha (malo sina), 1233 nucleotides. Its product is annotated as NAC domain-containing protein 21/22-like. The transcript is spliced from 3 exons. The coding region runs from base 178 to 1020 and encodes 280 amino acids. Gene Ontology annotation, biological process: regulation of DNA-templated transcription. Gene Ontology annotation, molecular function: DNA binding. Lineage: Eukaryota; Viridiplantae; Streptophyta; Magnoliopsida; Poales; Poaceae. The record is from RefSeq and is a predicted model, not a curated record.
UCAGGAUCGAUCCGAGACAUCUCAAACACCAGCUGCUACCUAGCUAAGCUCUUGGUUCAUUUCAAGCUAGCUGGGGGUGGCCAGCUACUUGGCCAUCUAUAUAUCUAUCUUGUGCGUGUGUGUAGUUGGUGAGACUGAAUUGUUGGGAGAGAUCGAUCUCGGGUAGGAUCGAUCGAUAUGGCGCUGAGGGAGAUCGAGUCGACGCUGCCACCGGGGUUCAGGUUCUUCCCCAGCGACGAGGAGCUGGUGUGCCACUACCUCCACCGGAAGGUGGCCAACGAGCGGACGGCGCAGGGGUCGACGCUGGUGGAGGUCGACCUCCACGCCCGCGAACCGUGGGAGCUCCCAGAGGUGGCGAAGCUGACGGCGAGCGAGUGGUACUUCUUCAGCUUCCGGGACCGCAAGUACGCGACGGGGUCGCGCACCAACCGCGCCACCAAGACGGGCUACUGGAAGGCCACCGGCAAGGACCGCGAGGUGCGCGGCCCGGCCGCCGCCGCCGCGCGCGCCGUCGUCGGCAUGAGGAAGACGCUCGUCUUCUACCAGGGGAGGGCGCCCAACGGCGUGAAGACCGGCUGGGUCAUGCACGAGUUCCGCCUCGACUCCCCGCACUCCACACCCAGGGAGGACUGGGUGCUAUGCAGGGUGUUUCAGAAGAGGAAGGGCGACGGCGACGGUGGUCCGCAGGACAGCGCCGGCGCCGGCGCCGCCUCUCCGACUUUCACCUCCUCGAUGUCGUCGUCGUCGUCGCACCUACAGCAGCCGGACCACCACCCUGCAGCAGCCGCCGCGGCGGGCGGCUACUGCUACGGCGCCGUCGACUCGCAGCUGGCAGCAGCUGGCUACUCCGCCGCCGGCUUCGCGGCGCCGCCGCCCCAGAUGAACACUUCCCAGCCGGCGGCGCCACAGUACCAAUACGGCGGCGCGGUUCUUGGCUUCCCGGAGGAGUACGGGCUCGGAACUUACUUGGACAUGGGCUUCGACGUCGACGACAUCAGGUUCCCGCAGGGUUGGAACUGAUCGAUCGAUCCCGGAACUAAACAAAGUUUAUUUUGAGUAUGUAUACGCGUCAUAUACAGGGUUCUACUGUUGAAUUAAUUAAUUUCAUUAAUUGUUUACAUCAAGUUUGUAUAGGCUACAAUAGUUGUUUGCGUCUGGCACUUUGGCUUGAGAACGAUUGAUGGAUCAUUGCGUAUGUAAAGGGGCAAAAGAAUCAAAUGUAAUUAUAAAAAU